This is a messenger RNA of Exophiala xenobiotica, 1291 nucleotides long. RefSeq lists its product as uncharacterized. Lineage: Eukaryota; Fungi; Ascomycota; Eurotiomycetes; Chaetothyriales; Herpotrichiellaceae. Gene Ontology annotation, cellular component: U5 snRNP; commitment complex; catalytic step 2 spliceosome. Gene Ontology annotation, molecular function: RNA binding. The transcript is spliced from 2 exons. The coding region runs from base 149 to 541 and encodes 130 amino acids. Gene Ontology annotation, biological process: RNA processing; spliceosomal snRNP assembly. The record is from RefSeq and is a predicted model, not a curated record.
AUAAUACCUACGGCGAGCAUUUGUACAGAGAUUGUGAAGAACCCGACCUUUCUCAAUACUGAAGUGUGGCGCCGGAUCUAUCACCUUUGCGAUACACUGCAACAUAUCUAUCUGUCUGCGGCGCACUUGACCGCCAACCUGCGCCAAAAUGAAGCUCGUCAGAUUUCUUAUGAAAUGCGCCAAUGAAACAGUCACGAUCGAACUGAAAAAUGGCACCAUCGUCCAUGGCACCAUCACCUCUGUCUCACCACAGAUGAACACCGCGCUUCGUGCCGUCAAAAUGACGCCAAGAAACCGCGCGAACGCCAGUGUACCGGGCGAGACCAUCUCUCUCGACACGAUCAACAUCCGCGGGUCGACCAUCCGAUACUUCAUCCUCCCAGACUCAUUACCGCUUGACACGCUAUUGAUCGACGACCAGCCGAAGCCCAAGAACAAGGCGAGGAAAGAGGGCGAUACACGUGGCAGAGGUGGUCGAGGUGGGCCGAGAGGUAGAGGCCGAGGAGGUGGACGUGGCAGAGGACGCGGAAGAGGCUUCUAAAGCUGGGCCAGCCGGUACGAAGGGGUUGUACCAUUGUGAUAAGAGGCACAUGGCUUCGUGGUGAUUUCUGGCGCAAAAUCCGCAGUCGGACGUCGGACUUGUCAGCCCAGCUUUGGGUUUCACGGAACGCUGCAUCAGUGCGGAAGAGUAUCGUCGACGAGUUCGAUCACUGACGUCUGGAGAGUAAAUCGGUGAAGGAUUCGUCGUUUUGGAGAUCAAAAGCACGAAAAGGAUACCAACUGAGAGGAGAUGAGAUACAAGGCGCCCGAACAGAGGUAACGAGGAAAUGUCGAGAUCUGCAUCGGCAGGUUAAUAUCGUGUUUCGAGGGUCAUGGCAAAAUGUGCAUCACAAGUAGGACGCAGGAGCAGGCGGCAUCUGGUACUUGCAGGUACGUCGAGCCGGGGGUCGGGAAGACAUCCUUUUAAUGCAAGCCAAAAAAUUGAAAAAGAUUUGUCCUCUGACUUCUUGCUGUUGUAUAGUCCUCAGAAUUUCUCGCUGUUGUAUAGUCCUCUGACUUUUCCGCUGUUAUAUAGUUCUCUGACUUUCUCGCUGUUGUAUAGUCCUACCUCUCUCACAGACUCAUACAAGAUCAAGAGUAAUUGUUUCACAGGAUUCGAAGCAUGAACGGCCAUUUGGAUGCAAAGUGCAUCGACCAUAAGUACCGGAAACCGAGUGAGCAGAGUCAGGAAGACAGCGUCUCUGAUGGCUGUCGGCAACUCGUUGACCGUACUCGUUGACCGAAAAACCAU